GACAUUGCAAGAUAUAGCAAAUUAAUCUCCCCAAAGAACACAGGGCACAAUGAGGAGAAAGAGGAGAAGUUGCUUAAGAGAUGUCCUCCAGGCCAUGAGGGGACAAGGUCGGUGGACAUACCUGCCACAAUUCUAGAUAAGGAAAUUUGGGCAGCCACCAAUUUGCUGUCUCCAAGUCUGGAAAGAAGUGUAAAGGUCAAUGGGAAUUGGCAAACCAAUCCAGAGUGGUUCAAACACAGGUCCAAAGAUGUUGGCUUACCUGCCGGGUGCAUCAAUUUAUCUCUGGCAUGGUUUCAACAGUGGCACGAGAAUCUAUCGGACCCGGAGGUAUCUGCAUCAUUAAAGGGACCAUUGUCCGAGGGAAUUCUGAAUGCCAUUGCGAGGCCGGCAGCCAUCACAUUAGCGGCACUCAUGAUCAUGCAUCCAGGGCAGUACUGGGCAGGGUUACGAACAUUUACAAGGCUCGGAGAAAAGGCAGAAACCAAGGAACUGCCAAGAAUGUCCGAGAUCCUCCAGUACUGGGCAUCCGUGUUUAACAUGCUAUCCAUCAUUUCCAAUCGUCAAACCCCGUAUCAUCGAGACCAUUUAUUAAUUCCCAAAUGCUUUGAUAUUCUCACCACUGUGGGGAAUUAUUCUAAUGCUUGGAUGAGCAUGCCAAGCCUUCAGCUGGAGCUCAGGUACAAUCCCGGGUGUAUGAUUGGAUUUUCUGGAAGGAUUGUCAGACAUGGGGUUCAUGAGGUGGAAGGGGAC
Suillus bovinus is the source of this 750-nucleotide messenger RNA. RefSeq lists its product as uncharacterized. The annotation marks the transcript as partial. The transcript has 3 exons. NCBI's taxonomy places the organism in Eukaryota, Fungi, Basidiomycota, Agaricomycetes, Boletales, Suillaceae. The record is from RefSeq and is a predicted model, not a curated record.